Hyalella azteca is the source of this 1952-nucleotide messenger RNA. Its product is annotated as nucleolar complex protein 4 homolog B. Gene Ontology annotation, biological process: ribosome biogenesis. The record is from RefSeq and is a predicted model, not a curated record. Lineage: Eukaryota; Metazoa; Arthropoda; Malacostraca; Amphipoda; Hyalellidae. Gene Ontology annotation, cellular component: Noc4p-Nop14p complex; nucleolus; small-subunit processome.
UCGAGCUCCAGCAAAGGCAUGUUGGAGUGCAUCAAUGCCUUGACUGAAAUAGCAACAGCUUUUAUCAGAGAUGGGGACACUGCUGCUUCCAUAGAAAAAAAGCCUGAUGAUCUGAAGGAUGCAGUUGACAAAUACAGAGAUUGGAUUCAGUUACGGUACACUGACAUCAUCUCAAAGUUUAUUGAAAAUUUGCACCAUAAAAAAUUUGCCAUCGCGGAGAGAGCCCUCAUGAGUCUCCUUACACUGAUUAAAGAACAAGCAUAUGCUGAUGAAGAAUUCCCGUGGGCUACUUAUCAGGAAGUUUUGAACGCGCUCCUGUCACCCACAGUAAACUGCCGCAAUCUCAUCAAAGUUCUGCAGGAUGUGCUCCAGCAUGAAGAUCUUGCCUUCUAUACAUUCAAGGUCGUGAGCUCAAUGGUGACUGACGAGACCGAGGAUUGCUCGAUGGUGUACAAAGCUAACCUGGUGACGCUGCUGCUGCAGCUCGACCUCCCCGGCAGGAGCAGAACUCUGGAACCCCCGCCGUUGUUUUGCUCUCGUCGUCCUGAGAUGGCAGAACCAAAGAAGAGGGUGCAAAAGGUAAGCAAGGAGACAAAAUCUUCCAUUCGAAAGAACAAAAAGAAGGAAAAGGAAAAAGCUGCAGCGAAGCUCCAUAAAAAGCAGCAAAAGAGCAAAUAUGAGGAAGUAAUAAAGCAAACAAUUUACGGCGAUGAAGAAAAAGAAACCAGUGCUGAACUUCCAGAUGACGUGGAGAAUUUAGACGAAGAAGCACCGGAAGUAGGUUACGAUGCUGGACAUGAACUGGCACUGGACGAGGACGAGCGUCAGAGGAAGAGGGAUGACGAAGAGUUCAAAUCUGCACAGAAGGUUAAGAAGCCAAGAAAACCACGAUGGGGAAUCGAAGAUAUUGUUAACCAUCCUCCUGCAGACUUUGAAGACCCGAACUACGAACCCAUCGGCGAUCGCAAGAAAGUAAAGAUCAAUCGCAGUGAAAAAUUAUUGCCUUUUGAUCUGAACGAGCAGAGUACCUUGAAGGAUAUUCUAGACGCCAUGUCUGACGAAGACAGUGGUGAGGAUGACGACGAAGAUGACUCGGAAGGAGGUCCCGUGUUCAUCUACAACCACGACCGAGGCCGCCAAUACCUCACCAAGAUCUGGGAGACCGUCAUGAGCUACACGCUUAACGAGGAGCUCUACAAACGCUGCCUCGUCUUCAUACCUGAGAAGGUCAUGAAGUAUUUGUUGGACCCCAUCAAACUGACGGACUUCUUCAUGACGAGCUACAACUUGGGAGGUGGUGUAAGUCUGAUGGCGAUGCAUGGAGUCUUCUUGCUAAUGAACAAACAUAAUCUGCAUUAUCCGGACUUCUACAACAAAGUAUGCAGUCUGUUGGAGCCUAGCGUAUUCAACGCUCGAUACAAGCCCCGCUUCUUCAUGCUACUUAACGUGUUCCUGUCGUCAUCACAUCUGCCGGAGUACAUGGUCGCUGCUUUCGUCAAGCGCCUGUCACGACUCCUGCUCUUCGCCCCUGCCAACUGCUCAGUGCUGGUCGUGAGGUGCAUCAUUAAUGUGCUGGCGCGCUUCCCCAGCCUCAAGAUAAUGUACGACGAUGAGCAGGAGACGCCCGUAGCUUGUGAUCCUUAUGAUGUCUUCCAAGCCGACCUUAUGCAAACCAAAGCCAACAUGAGCAGCCUGUGGGAAGUGGCUACCGUUAGCCACAAAGCUCCUGAAAAGUUGUACAAAGCGGCGAGCUUUGUCAAGCGACCCGGUGACCUGGAGGAAGCUCCCCUCAACAGUUAUCUUGAGGUCGAAUAUGACGAGUUGGACACUAUGGAUGCUGAUGCCAUCGAGAAGAUAACCAAAGUCGCCACAAACUUCAAGCCUGUUCAAGGACUUUUCAGUGAUCCGACUAGUAAUUUAAACGUUUUUCUUAAAUAAAUAAUUACACCGGA